Molecule: messenger RNA, 1806 nt
Organism: Cryptomeria japonica (Japanese cedar)
Lineage: Eukaryota; Viridiplantae; Streptophyta; Pinopsida; Cupressales; Cupressaceae
Product: cellulose synthase-like protein E1
Exons: 3
Coding region: 221-814 (197 amino acids)
Biological process (GO): cellulose biosynthetic process; plant-type primary cell wall biogenesis
Cellular component (GO): trans-Golgi network; plasma membrane
Molecular function (GO): mannan synthase activity; cellulose synthase (UDP-forming) activity
Source: RefSeq, a predicted model, not a curated record
GUCCACAAUCUACACUUCAAACUUUUAGUUUCCAUAUCCUGGUAGUGGUAGAUGCAACAAUCAUUACAAACUACAAACUACGUUCAACGAAAUCUUUACAAACUAAGUUUACUAGCUAAUGCUAGAGAAAGAUGCGAGGUUCAACAAGGUUGGAUGGCAAUACCCAAUUCUUAUAAAUUGUUCAAAAUGGUAUCAAUAAUUGAAUCAAAUCAACGAAGAAAUGGAAUCCAGAGAUUCCCCACUUUACACCACAGUAGCAAAGCCAGUUGCAAAGAUAAACAGAGCCUACGGAUGCGUAUAUUUUUGUGCAAUUCUGGGGCUUCUAUAUUAUCGUAUCAAGUACAUGCCAAAAGAAGGAUAUGCAAUAUGGAUAUUGGUGUUUUGUGCAGAGCUAGGCUUGGCCUUCCAGUGGGUAUUAGAGAUGAGCUUCAGGUUGUGGCCAGUCGAUCGAUUUACUUAUCCAGAAAGACUCUCUGAGAGGUUUGAGAGGGAGCUACCUCCCAUUGAUGUAUUUAUAUGCACGGCUGACCAUGUUAAAGAACCUCCACUGGAUGUUUCAAACACUGUAUUGUCUACUCUGGCUUUUAAUUAUCCAGUAGAAAAAUUGACAUGUUAUGUAUGGGAUGAUGGAGGAUCCCCACUCACCUUUUAUGCUCUGUUGGAAGCUUCACGUUUUGCAAAGAUAUGGGUUCCUUUUUGCCAUAAGUAUUCCAUUCAGCAGCGAUGCCCAGAAGCAUAUUUUUCUGAAUAUUAUGUCAAUGAAAAUGAUAACUUCCCCUUCAUUACAGAAUGGGAAAAUGUCAAGUUUGUGUAGAAAUUGUACGAGGAGAUGAAAUAUCGUAUAAAUAGCACUGUAGAGAGAGGCACUGUUCCAGAACAUCAAUGCAAAGAACACAAUGGCUUCAAAGAAUGGAAACCGGAGAUGACUCCACGAGACCACCCGAGUAUAGUUCAGGUCUAAAUAAUCAUUGUUAAAAGAUUAUAUCUCUUAAACAAAUUAUAUUGCUUUAACUUUUUGAAAGUAAUAAAAUAUUCCAGAGCAAGUGGAAUAUUUUUAUCCAGUCACAUGCAGAUAUCAUUAAAUGGCUUUAAAAUAUUGUCUAUUUAUUUAACAAAACCAGAUCACUACUUACCCACUAUUUAAUCUCUCGAGUUUAUUAAAUAUUGCUGUGCAAAUUUUUUCAAUCCUAAAUACAGGUUUCGCUGGAAAGGGGCAACGACAUUAACGUUGAGGGCCAUGAUUUGCCCAGACUUGUUUAUGUGUCCCGUGAAAAAAGACAUGAUAUUAAAACGCACUCUACGUUAUUGAUGUGCACUCUUCAAUAGUCAAAUAAUCAAUAGCAACUUUACACCCCAUUCCUAUAAAAAGUGGUGAAUAGCUUUACAAUUUUGACUAUUUUUGAUUUGAAAUAUUUUUUUUAAUUUAUUAGAUUUUAUUGUCUUUUUAUAUGUUUUUCAUGUAGGCUUUGCUUGCAACUAGGAUCCUAUGAGGGGUGCGACAAGUUCUCUUUCUAUAUAGAUCAAACAAAUCUUUUUCAUUAUCAUAACUACUCUUGCUAUCAUCAUCUAAGUAUUUCAUGUGGGUCAUCAUCUAAGAAAGUUCUCUUUCUAUAUAGGUCAAACAAAUCUUUCUCAUUAUCAUAACUACUCUUGCUAUCAUCAUCUAAGUAUUCCAUGUGGGUCAUCAUCUAAGAAUUUCAUGUGGGGUUAGGUUUUCACACAAAAACCUAUUCUCUUAAAAUAAUAGGACAUAAAUCCAAAGACACAUAGGAUGAUAUAAAUUAUAAAAAAUGUUCCAACCAUUAU